Dovyalis caffra is the source of this 849-nucleotide messenger RNA. The record is from the annotation of a GenBank genome assembly. Lineage: Eukaryota; Viridiplantae; Streptophyta; Magnoliopsida; Malpighiales; Salicaceae.
AUGGCAUCAGGGUAUAAUCCAGAAACAAGCGCAGUACAGGAACAACAACAAUAUCAACAAAACCCUACAUUUCUUUAUGAUGCUCUUUAUUGUUCCGAAGAGAAUUGGGAGGAAGAAGUUAGUGAGGACUAUUUUCAAGAUGAGGUAGAAGGAGAGAGUUAUUAUAGCAAUAAACAAAACACUUCUCCAAUCUUGCUAGAACAGGACUUAAGUUGGGAAGAUGAGGAACUUUCCUCUUUGUUUGCCAAGGAGGAGCAAAAUCAGCUGUACAAAAACUUGGAAACCAACCCAUCUUUAGCUAGGGCUCGCUGUAAGGCUGUAGAGUGGAUUUUAAAGGUCAAUGCCCACUACUCUUUCGCUGCUCUAACUGCAGUUUUGGCAGUGAACUAUCUUGAUAGGUUUUUAUUCAGUGUCCACCUUCAGAAAGAGAAGCCAUGGAUGGGCCAGCUUUCAGCUGUAGCUUGCCUCUCACUUGCUGCCAAAGUGGAGGAGACCGAAGUGCCCCUUCUAUUGGAUUUUCAGGUGGAGGACAGUAAAUAUGUGUUUGAGGCCAAUACUAUCCAGAGAAUGGAGAUUCUGGACAAGGUAGAGGAUUGUAGCAAGCUUGUAAUGGAAUUGGCUCCAAGAGACCAGUUUAAGCUAUCAAACAAGCGCAAGUUAUGUUCAGUUCCAGGCAGUCCAGACGGGGUGAUUGAUGUGUCUUUCAGCUCAGACAGCUCAAAUGAUUCAUGGUCUGUGGUAUCAUCGGUGACUUCCUCACCGGAGCCUCUGUCCAAGAAGAGCAGGGCACUGCAGAGUCUAAACAAUGCAACUUCAGAUUUCUGUCAACAUUCCUCGCUAGUGCCUUAA